This is a messenger RNA of Rotaria sp. Silwood1, 2028 nucleotides long. NCBI's taxonomy places the organism in Eukaryota, Metazoa, Rotifera, Eurotatoria, Philodinida, Philodinidae. The record is from the annotation of a GenBank genome assembly.
AUGCCGAAAAACACAGCGUUUUGUUCAAAAUGGUUGCAAAAAUUAGAUAAUACUGGUAGAGUGUGUUCCCGAUGGCUUAAAAAAGGUAAAACUACCAGUUCGUUCCAAUGCAUUGUAUGUCGCACAGAUGAUCUCAGCUGUGCCAAUGGAGGAUGGGCUGAUAUAAAAAGACAUUUUGAUCGACCAAAACAUAUUCAAUGUAUGAAGGAUGUGUUUGGUUCUGUUUCACUUAUUGCAUCAAAUGAUCAAUCACCACCUUUAUCAAACAAUAAAGAUGAUAAUAGUGUAUGUACAGCAACAGUAUCCAUCAAUGGAAACACAACAAGAAUUCCUUUUGUUACUAUUCAAAGUGAUAAAAGAGUAUUAACACAUGAAGAGAAAGUUACUCAGGCUGAAUGUAUAUGGGCAAUGGCUACUGCUCAACUUGGAUUUUCGUUUAAUUCAUCACAAUUUUUACCAGAAAUUUUCCGAUCUAUGUUUCCUGAUAGUCAAAUUGCUGCUGAUUAUUCAUUACGUCAACGAAAAUUAUCUUAUGUUAUUUCACAUGGAACUGGUUAUUAUUUCACCAAUGAAUUGAUUAAAGAUGUACGUAAAGCUUAUGGGUUUUCAUUGCUUUUUGAUGAAACAACUAUUGCUGGUGUUCGUAAACAAUUGGAUAUUUUUUUUCGAUAUUGGUCAGAAGCUAAAAAUUGUAUAUGUGUUCGAUUUUACAAAAGCAUCAUUCUUGGUCAUGCUACUGCUGAUAUUAUUUCUCGAUCUAUUAUUGAUUCAUUGAAAGCUGAUGGAAUCGAUAUUGCAAAAAUGUUGAUGCUUGGAAGAGAUAAUCCAAAUGUGAACAAGGCAAUAGAAGAAAUUCUUAAUAAAGAAAUAAUCACCGAGAGAAAAAAAAAAUCUUCAUCUGUACCAGUAUUUGGUCUUAUUUCAAUUGGUUCAUGUCCAUUACAUGUUAUUCAUGGUUCUUUUCGAAAAGGAAUUAAAUCCACAUCAUGGUUUAUUGAUGAAGCACUUAAUGAUAUGUGGUUCUGGUUUUCUCGUUCUGCUGCUCGUCGACAAGAUUUUAAAUUAGUUGCUAAUAGUAUAAAUGAAAUUUAUUCUCGAUUUCUUAAUCGUUUUGUUGACACUCGAUGGAUUGAAAAAGAAUUGAUUAAAUCAUUACCAAUAAAUAAUGAUUUUUUACGACAUUUGCAAUGUCUUCAACCUUCAGCACGAAAAGAACAAUCUUCUAGAACCAGUAUCAUGUAUCUUGCACGAAAUCUUCCACAUUUAUUAACCAAUGAAGAAGUAGAUCGAGUUGGUGCUGAAUGGCGUGUUUAUGAAAUGGCUGAUAUACCUGAAGAUUGGAUUAAAAGAAAUACCAAUUCGUUGAACAACGUCGUUGAAUAUGUACCAAUUGAUACAUAUUGGUAUCAUGUUUUUUCUACUCAUACAACAAUUGGUACACCACAAUAUGUAACAUUAACCAAACUCGUCAAAUGCUUGUUGUCUUUAUCACAUGGAAACAGUGAUGUAGAGAGAGGCUUCUCUCAAAACAAUCAUCUUGUAUCGGAUGAACGUUCAUCUUUAAAUGAAGCAUCUAUCAAUGGUUUACGAGUUACAAAUGCUGGUGUUAAAUUCUUUGGUGGUGGUAAAGUUCAUAUGGUACCAACAACAGCUACUUUAAUUUCGAAUGUACAAGAAGCACAUUCACGUUAUAUAAAAGAUAAUGAAGAACAACAAAAAUUAAUUAAAAGCAUUGAUGUUGUUAAUGGAAAACGUGCUUCUGAUGCUGAACAUGAACGAUUAGAAGAAAACGAAAUCGAAUUGUUAAAUAAACAAAAGAAUUUACAACAAGAAUUAAUGAAUGCAACUAAAAUGUUGGAGGAAGGGAGUGUAAGACUUGCUACAGCUUUGAGCAAUAAGACAUUUGAUGAUGUUGGUACAGCUGAAGUACUUGUAACAGCUGCUAAUGCUAAAUUAGCUGUUUUGAAAACUCAAUUAAUCGAGAAUAAUGAAAAUUUAAACCGAAUGAGAAAAAAGCAGAAAAAAUGA